CAUGCUACUUUCACGUGAUCGCGCGUCCACAGUUCAGUCAGUGGUUGUGCGCGCAGUCCAGCGAUAGCACAGAAAUCGGAGGAGUAGGUGGUUGGAUCAAAGGAAUAACUUUGGCCGUAACUGGACAUAUUACAGAAAAUGGAUUUUCUCAUCGGUAGCCCAUUUUCUUCCCCGGUCGGACAGCGAAUUCAGCGAGCGACCAGCCCUACCCUGCAGGCGGAGGACUGGGGCCUCAACAUGGAGAUCUGUGACAUCAUCAACGAGACAGAGGAUGGACCCAAAGAUGCCAUGAAGGCCAUCAAGAAGAGGAUUGUGGGGAACAAGAACUUCAGAGAGGUCAUGUUAGCGCUAACUGUGCUGGAGACCUGCGUGAAGAACUGUGGCCACCGGUUCCACGUGCAGGUGUGCACCAGGGACUUUGUGGAGGGAGUGCUGGUCCGGGCCAUCCUCCCCAAAAACAACCCCCCCGCCGUGCUACAUGACAGGGUGCUGAGCCUCAUUCAGGCCUGGGCUGAUGCUUUCCGGAACUCUCCGUCCCUGUCAGGGGUGGUGUGUGUGUAUGACGACCUGCGGAGGAGGGGGCUGGAGUUCCCCAUGACUGACCUGGACGCUCUGUCACCCAUCCACACUCCACAAAGGAGCACUCCAGAAAAUGAGACCUCCGCUCCGUCCGCAGUCCCCUCAGUCCCAGCGCCGACACAGGCCCCCGCCCCUUCUCCAGCUCCCCCCCAGAAUUCCCAGCCGCCCCCACCGACGGACGGCCCCGUCUCCUUAUCCACAGAGCAGAGGCAGAAGCUGCAGGCGGAGCUGGAGCUUGUGAAGGGCAACCUGCGGGUGAUGACGGAGAUGCUCAACCAGAGCACCAGCGGCGAGUGCACGGCCUCAGACAGAGAGCUGCUGCAGCAGUUGAACAGCGUGUGUAAAAGCAUGCAGCAGCGAGUGGUUGAGCUGAUCCCUCGGCUGCUGGACGAAGCCCUGAUCGGUGAGCUGCUGGUUAUCAAUGAUGACCUCAACAACGCCUUCAUCCGCUACGAUAGGUUUGAGAGGUGCAGUGCUCCAAAAACGACCACAGCGACCCCUGAAGCAGGAUACGACAACCUCAUCGACCUAAGCCCUGUGUCCCCGCCAUCUUAUCAGUCAGUGGCCAGCCCACCUGUCAGUCAGCCGGUCGCCAAGGCUCCCUCCAAUCAGACGCCUCAUCCUGGUGCAGCGGAGGAAGACGAGUUUGACAUGUUUGCUAACACCAGGGGUAGCUCUCUGGCAGAUCAGAGGAAGAGUGUGCGGUAUGAGGACCCCAGGGCUGUGGAGGGAUUGGCUGAAGCUCUGGACACUCGGCUGCAGGUCACAGGCGCGGACGAUGACGUGUGGGCUCAGGCGGCCGUUGAGUGUGGCUGGAUGCACAGUGAAGGAUUGAUGCCCGCUCCUCGAACAGCUGCGAUGAGUGAGAUCGAGAACUGGCUCUCUACAGAACCGCCUGAAAGAGACGAGUCGGAAGGAGUUACCAGUGAUGAGUUUGACAAGUUCUUGCAGGAGAGAGCGAAUGUGGCCGACCACCUGCCCCGCGAGCCGAAGACGACCUCCAACGCCUCCAGCGCCUCGUCGCGCGCGCCGCCCCAGGCGGCCAGCAAGCAGGAGCGGUCACAUGACCACCUCUUCACGCUGUGAGCGCAGCGCAGUGGGCACUGAACUGACUGACAGGUGACAUGCGUCAAUCAUCACUCCAGCUCUGAGAAGGUCGUACGUGGCGACACAACUCGGCAUAUCACAGAAGUGCCAUGACUAAAGCCUGUUAUCUUUGCUUAUUUCAGGUUUUCGAAAGCCUUAGCGGUUGUUGAGUGUAGUGGCUCUUUAUACUGAAUGUAAGAUAUGUUAUAUACGCUAUGACGGACAAGAGAGACAGGUCUUUAUUCCAUAUGAGUGCAUUAUACAUUCCCAACACACGCGUGUCCCAAUGCUUACACUGCAAACAUAUAUAACAUGAUGUGAAGCCAUCAGAAGGAUGAUACAACAUGAAGAAAUGCACAAACCAAGUGGAUGUAAAUGAAGCGGCCUAAAUAUGUGCGGGUUAAAUAAAAUACACUUUAUAUGUUAAUCCUAUUUAAAUUGAGUUUAUGUGAUCUAUAAUCUGUUUGGUACAUUCUUCGCUGUUUUGUUACUAUGAUUAUAGUCAUUCCUGGUGUAAUUAAAAUAAUUGCUGCCCAUCACAGCUGGGAGGAAAA
Molecule: messenger RNA, 2219 nt
Organism: Sardina pilchardus (European sardine)
Lineage: Eukaryota; Metazoa; Chordata; Actinopteri; Clupeiformes; Clupeidae
Product: target of Myb1 membrane trafficking protein-like
Exons: 16
Coding region: 139-1665 (508 amino acids)
Biological process (GO): signal transduction
Cellular component (GO): membrane; endosome
Molecular function (GO): clathrin binding; ubiquitin binding; phosphatidylinositol binding
Source: RefSeq, a predicted model, not a curated record